AUGAUGUAUGGUUUCAUCAACACCUGUCUCAAAUCCCUAGUAACAGAAAAAUUUGGAGAACAUAUAUGGGAAAAACUGAGAGAACGGGCUCAGGUCCAGGAUACGUUCAUGACUUACGAGGUUUAUGAUGACAUCAUCACAAUGAGACUGAUAAAGGAGGCAUGUCAUAUGCUAAAUGUAUCUGAGGAAGAGAUACUUAAAUUAUUUGGAACGUAUUUCUUCUCCUUCUGUAAGCAGUCUGGAUAUGAUCGCAUGUUGCGCACAUUAGGGGGGAAUCUGAUGGAAUUUAUAGGAAAUCUAGAUGCUCUUCAUAGCUACUUGGCUCACUCUUAUGAGGCAAUGAAUGCUCCAUCGUUUCGAGCAGAAAAAACAGAUGAUGGCACUAUGCUCCUACACUACUACUCUGACCGACAUGGAUUAUGUCACAUUGUCCCAGGGAUUAUAGAAUCAGCAGCAAAAGACUUCUUCAACAUCGAUGUCACCAUGAAGAUUAUUUAUCAAAAUGAAGAAGUGGAGCGUACAGGAAAGAAAGAACACGUUAUAUUUGAAAUUCUUCAGAGGAUGGAAUGUCAUAAAAUUUGCUCAAAUCAAGGGCUUGUUGUGCGAAAUAGAGACCCUCUCAACAAGAUUACAGAGGUACUAACAGUAACUGUGUUCUGUAAUAAGAAAUCCUAUUGGGAUAUCAUAAGAAAUGUGGUGAUAUUUGCAAAAGGAAGUCUGUUGAAUACGUUCCAGCCGGUAUAUCCUGAGACUUUAUGGAUGGAUGUAAAAGCAUUUUGCAAUGAAUUUCCCUUUCACAUCGUGUUUGAUAAACAACUCAAAGUAAAACAGGCCGGGGUAAACAUACAAAAAAUUGUUCCUGGCAUACAGAUUAUGGAUAUCAAGUUGGAUGAAUAUUUCACAAUUGUCCAUCCACAAGUCACUUUCACCAUUACCAACAUCCAAAUGUUUCUCAAUAGUCAGUUUGUGCUGAAAACAAGGAGGGAAAUGAUGCCUGAGUCCUGGAAAUAUCAUCCAAUGCUAGAACUAAGAGGGUAUAUGAUAUGGAUGGAGUCGAUACAAUGCAUGCUAUACAUGUGUUCCCCAAAACUGCGCAGCCUGCAGGAGCUAGAGGAUCGAAAUAUGCAUAUUUCCGACAUAGCAAAGCAUGAUGUAACGAGGGAUCUGAUCCUCCUAAACCAGCAACGACUUGCUGAGAUAGAGCUGGCCAAUCAGCUGGAGAGAAAGAAAGAAGAGCUGAGAAUACUUUCAAAAAACUUGGAAAUUGAAAAGAAGAAAACAGAAACUUUGCUGUAUGCCAUGCUGCCCAAACACGUGGCAAAUCAGCUCAAAGAUGGCAAGAAAGUCCAAGCCGGGGAGUUUGAAACCUGUACGAUAUUGUUCAGUGAUAUAGUGACAUUUACGAACAUAUGCUCUGCUUGUGAACCUAUUUAUAUAGUAGACAUGCUCAAUGCAAUGUAUUCAAGGUUUGAUCGCCUUACAAGUAUUCAUGAUGUGUAUAAGGUGGAAACUAUAGGAGAUGCAUACAUGGUUGUCGGAGGUGUCCCAGUUGCUGUUGAAAGCCAUGCAGAGAGAGUUGCCAACUUUGCUCUUGGUAUGAGAAUAGCAGCGAGGGAGGUUAUGAACCCUGUAUCCGGAGAACCCAUGCAGAUUAGAGUGGGAAUUCACACAGGACCUGUAUUAGCUGGAGUGGUUGGAGACAAAAUGCCCAGAUAUUGCUUGUUUGGUGACACCGUAAAUACAGCCUCCAGGAUGGAAAGCCAUGGGGUACCAGAUAAAAUCCACCUGAGCCCCACAACUUUCAGUUGCUUAAAACAUCUAGAUUUUGAAAUAGCAGAAAGAGGAGUAAUUGACAUUAAAGGAAAAGGGAAGAUGAACACAUACUUCUUGCUAAGGAAUACCUGUGUAUCAGAAGACGACAUAAUGGGCAGGAAUGGACAUUGCGUUUCGGAACCGAGCCAAAACGGGCAUACAGAUUCCAAAAACAAUAAUCCUUUUGCCUUGUUAUGCAUCUGGAAAUCUGAAAGCGCAAUUAAAUGUCUGGAUAAUCUUCAUUUCAUACAGCAAAUGACUCUUCGGACAAUUCGAAUAAUGGAAUAG
Molecule: messenger RNA, 2100 nt
Organism: Spea bombifrons (plains spadefoot toad)
Lineage: Eukaryota; Metazoa; Chordata; Amphibia; Anura; Pelobatidae
Product: guanylate cyclase soluble subunit beta-2-like
Exons: 15
Coding region: 1-2100 (699 amino acids)
Biological process (GO): cGMP biosynthetic process; response to oxygen levels
Cellular component (GO): guanylate cyclase complex, soluble
Molecular function (GO): heme binding; guanylate cyclase activity
Source: RefSeq, a predicted model, not a curated record